Messenger RNA from Knipowitschia caucasica, 234 nucleotides. The record is from the annotation of a GenBank genome assembly. NCBI's taxonomy places the organism in Eukaryota, Metazoa, Chordata, Actinopteri, Gobiiformes, Gobiidae.
AUGGACAUAAUCCCAGGGCGCGCGUGGAAAAGCUCCUUCUUUGGCAGAUUAAUGAAGCGAGGCACGCGCUUCAACCAUCUGCUUUGCGAACAUCAUCACAGAUGCCAUAUUGGAACGGGGGCAGCAGCUGAAAGGCGUCGCGCUGUUGAGAGUCGAGCGGAGAGAGAAGGAGCCUCAGCCCGGGACGCACUGGGACUAAACUUGGACAGUCGCCUUCAGGAAGUCAAGAAAUGA